Molecule: messenger RNA, 2575 nt
Organism: Nicotiana attenuata
Lineage: Eukaryota; Viridiplantae; Streptophyta; Magnoliopsida; Solanales; Solanaceae
Product: L-type lectin-domain containing receptor kinase S.4-like
Exons: 1
Coding region: 344-2404 (686 amino acids)
Biological process (GO): protein phosphorylation
Cellular component (GO): plasma membrane
Molecular function (GO): carbohydrate binding; ATP binding; protein kinase activity
Source: RefSeq, a predicted model, not a curated record
UUCACUUUAGUCUAAGGACAAUGCUUCUGCAAAAAUAAAUGUCACCCUUCUGUUUUUAUGUAACUUUCCUCUCAACUCCAUGUGCUCCAUUGCAUAAGAAACAAAAUCAUUCAUUCUUUAAAACUUGCUCAAAAUCUUUCUCUUUGCUCUCAAUACAAAUCCCACUACCCAUGACCAAAAUCUGAUCUUAUUUUUACGAAAAAAACUGGAAUUAGUUAUGAACACCAUGCUGAUAUGUCGCUAAUCCGUCACUAAAUAGGAUUAGGGAUGAAUUUUUAUAGUUAGCUACAGAAUUUGUCGUCGCUAAUUUCUGCUUUUAGUAGUGUAUAAUCUUUACUUACAAAUGGUCAGUUUUCUUAUAUUCCUCUGCCCCAUCAUUUGUUUCUCAAUUCUUGUUUCAUCUGAGGUUGAUGAAUUCAUAUAUACAAGAUUCAAUGAGCCAAAUAACAACAACAUAAGCUUGAGUGGAGUUGCAGAAAUAGCCCAAAAUGGUUUUCUUCAGCUAACCAAUGACACAAGUAGACUAAUGGGUCAUGCCUUUUAUUCUUCACCUUUCCACUUCAAGAACUCAAGUAGUAAUAGUACUGCCUUCUCUUUCUCAACAUGUAUUGCUUUCGCUAUCGUCCCCGAGUAUCCAAAACUCGGGGGCCAUGGCGUAGCAUUCACAAUUUCUCACUCAAAAGAUUUCAGUACAGCUCUUCCAAGUCAGUAUUUGGGGCUGCUUAAUGCAAGUGAUAUUGGUAACAUCUCUAACCACAUUUUUGCUGUUGAAUUCGACACAGUACGAGAUUUUGAGUUUGGAGAUAUUAAUGAUAAUCAUGUUGGUGUCAACAUCAACAGCUUACAGUCCAAUAAGUCUGCUGCAGCUGCUUACUACAAUGAUGAGUUACUGAAACAAGAUUUAAAUCUCAAAAGUGGAAAGGUUAUUCUUGCUUGGGUAGAAUAUGAUUCUGUCAAAAAAUUAAUUAAUGUUACUCUUUCACCAACUUCUUUAAAACCCAAAAUUCCUCUUUUUUCUUAUCAUUUAGACCUCUCUCCAAUUCUCAAAGAAACUAUGUAUGUUGGCUUCUCUGCUUCUACUGGUUUGCUUGCCAGUUCACAUUACAUUUUAGGUUGGAGUUUUAAGUUAAAUGGUGAAGCUAAAUUUUUAGACUUGGAUUCUUUGCCAUCACUUCCUGGAGCCAAGAAGAAACACACUGGCCUAAUUAUAGUCAUUUCAAUUGCUGCAGCUGUUUUCGCGUUAAGCUCGAUCUUGGUUGUUAUUUAUUUAUUCUGGAGAUUCAAGAAUGCUGAUGUGAUUGAGCCUUGGGAGCUUGAGAUUGGUCCUCACAGAUAUUCAUACCAAGAACUUAAGCAAGCUACUAGAGGUUUUAAGGACAGUGAACUACUCGGACGUGGCGGAUUUGGUAAAGUUUACAAGGGUAUUUUAAGAAAUUCAAAAACACAAAUUGCUGUGAAGCGUAUUUCGCAUGAAUCUAAACAAGGUUUGCAGGAAUUUGUGUCUGAAAUUGCCAGCAUCGGAAGACUCCGUCAUAGGAAUUUGGUUCAAUUAUUAGGGUGGUGUAGACGUCGUGGUGAUUUGUUGCUUGUGUAUGAUUUUAUGCCUAAUGGAAGCUUGGAUAACUUCUUGUUUGAUCAACCCAAAAUGGUUUUGACAUGGGAACAAAGGUUCAAGAUAAUCAAAGGGGUUGCUUCUGGUUUACUGUACUUACAUGAAGGCUAUGAACAAGUUGUGGUACAUCGAGACGUUAAGGCUAGUAAUGUGCUACUAGAUGGUGAAUUAAAUGGCAAGCUUGGGGAUUUUGGACUUGCAAGAUUAUAUGAGCACGGAUCAAAUCCGUGCACGACUAGGGUGAUGGGCACAUUGGGGUACCUUGCACCAGAAUUGUCAAGAACAGGACGGGCCACAACGAGUUCUGAUGUGUUUGCCUUUGGUGCUUUGUUACUCGAGGUGGUCUGUGGACGUAGGCCAAUUGAACCCAAGGCAGAACCCGAGGAGUUUGUACUAGUGGAUUUGGUGUGGGAUAAAUUAAGAGAAGGGAAAGUUCAUGAUGUGGUGGACUAUAGAUUGAAAGGUGAGUUCAAUGAAAAUGAGGUUUUGAUGGUGUUAAAAUUAGGAAUAAUGUGCUCAAAUAACCAGCCAUUGGCGCGACCGAGCAUAAGGCAAGUGGUAAGAUACUUGGAAGGUGAAAUUCUGAUGCCUGAGGCUCCAACAGCACAAAAUGCUGAUGAUGGAGAAUUGGGGUUCGACGAAAAUGAACGUUGGAAUUCUUUAGGAUCAACUAAUAUUAUCAAGUCAAGUUCAUUUACUAGUUUGUCUAAUGGAGAUGAAGAUGAUACUUUUGCUUCUUUUUCUACUUCACCACUUCCACUUCUAUAUAGUGGUGAAGUACCUAGAUACUGAUAUGAACAUUUCCUGAUGAACACUGUACAUUUUUCCCCCUUUUCUUUGUCUUUCCUCUCUGUAUGUAUUCAAGUCUAUAAAGAUUCAGUUGCAUAAUCUGAAGUUUUCCUCAGUUGAACAAUGGAUAAAGAUUGAUGUAAUGUAACUAUGAAUGAAUGUGGUUGUUCCAAA